AUGGUCAGCAUUAGCACAAAUUUGGUCGCCGGUGUAAACAAACCUGGUACAUCGUAUCUUGUCUUCUUAGGCUGUGGUGUACUUGGGCUUUCGGUAUCCUCUCUCUUCUUCUUUUUUAUACCGAUUAUUUCUCUUUCUGUAUGUAUCAUUAUCAGCUUUUAUGGGGCGCUCAUUUCCUACUGGGCCAUCUUAGAGUAUAUGCCAGAGUUUAUCAAGCGAAAUAUGUGCGGAAAAGACCAAUGCAAGGUAAGUUUUCCAGAGCCCAUUGGCAUAAUCCCGGCUGUCGUAUAUUUGUUAAUCAUCUUCGUCUUGAUUCCAGUUUGUUUUUUAGAGUGGGUUCUAAAUCAUUCAGAGUUCCCUCAUGAUAAGUUUUUUGCGUUUAUUUCUUUGGCGUUUGGAAUAUGUUCAGCUGUUCUUCUUGGUUUCGCAGACGAUAUGUUCGAUUUACGAUGGCGACAUAAACUUAUGUUUCCUGCACUUGCCUCUUUACCAGUGUUGCUUGUUUACCACGUUACCGGCGCUUCGACUGUGAUAGUUGUUCCGAAUCAGCUGCAAACCAUAUUGCCUUUUGGUAGAGCCCUGGAUAUUGGUGUUUUAUACUACGUAUAUAUGGGAAUGAUGGUAAUUUUCUGUACGAAUGCAAUUAACAUCCUUUCUGGUAUCAAUGGUUUAGAAGCAGGGCAAGCACUCGUUGUCGCGCUCUCAAUUGUCGUUUUUAACAUAGUGCAACUUUUGCGACUUGAAAACGAAAAAUGGGAGCAUAGUUUGUCUCUUUACUUUAUGGUACCUUUUAUGGCUGUUGACUCUGUUCUUUUGCAUUUUAACUGGUAUCCUGCAAAGGGUUUUGUUGGUGACACUUUUUGUUACUGGGCUGGCAUGACUUUCGGAGCGACCUCUGUUAUUGGACACUUCAGUAAAACUAUGCUUUUGUUUCUUAUUCCUCAAAUUUUCAACUUCUUAUACUCUCUACCACAACUCUUCCACCUUAUUCCGUGCCCAAGGCAUCGUCUACCGAAAUAUGACCCUGAAACUAAUACUGUGGGGAUGAGCUAUUCCACAUUUAUGUUGCAUAUCUCUAAAACUUCAUGGAUACGAGUCAACAACUUUACAAUACUCAAUUUACUGUUAAAGAUACUUGGUCCUAUGCAUGAGGAAACUCUAACAAAAAAUUUGCUGGUGAUUCAAUUUUUUUUUUCUUGUGUUGCUUUUUUUGUGCGUUUUUUUAUAGCCGACCUUCUCUACGAUGUUGUGUAUUAG
This is a messenger RNA of Enterobius vermicularis (human pinworm), 1257 nucleotides long. Lineage: Eukaryota; Metazoa; Nematoda; Chromadorea; Rhabditida; Oxyuridae. The record is from the annotation of a GenBank genome assembly.